Molecule: messenger RNA, 573 nt
Organism: Phoenix dactylifera (date palm)
Lineage: Eukaryota; Viridiplantae; Streptophyta; Magnoliopsida; Arecales; Arecaceae
Source: RefSeq, a predicted model, not a curated record
AUGAAGGAGUUCGUCGCCGACCUCGACCCCGAAGUCCAGGCGCUCAACUUAAGGCUUCUUGAAAUCAACCGGCUUCUUCAAUCCGGCAUGCCCCUCGACGACCGGCCAGAGGGCGCCCGCUCCCCCUCUCCGGAGCCAAUCUACGACACCAUCGGUAUCAGGAUCAAUACUCGGGGAAGAAGCUCUAUUCUGGAUCCCGACUCCGCCCCCCUCUCCCCCGAACCGCGGAUCCUCAAGUCCCGCCUCGUCGCCGGCGAGACCCUCUACGGCCUCUUCCUCCUGCGCUCCUCCCCGACCCUCGCCGAGAUCGCCGGCCUCGCCGGCUACGACUACAUGGUCGUCAACAUGGAGCAUGGCUCUGGCAGCAUCGUCGAGGCCCUCCCUUGCCUCCACGCCCUCGCCGCCGCCCGCACCCCGGCCAUCCUCCGCCUUCCGGAGCUCUCUGCCGCCUGCGCCAAGAAGGCCCUCGAUCUCGGCCCCCAGGGACUCAUGUUCCCCGUGAUCGAGUCCCCCGGCGCCGCCGAGCUCGCCGUCUCCCGCCGCGCGGCGUCCGCGGGAAACAGCAGAAUAUGA